Messenger RNA from Gymnodraco acuticeps, 1527 nucleotides. Its product is annotated as LIM and SH3 domain protein 1-like. The coding region runs from base 163 to 963 and encodes 266 amino acids. NCBI's taxonomy places the organism in Eukaryota, Metazoa, Chordata, Actinopteri, Perciformes, Bathydraconidae. The record is from RefSeq and is a predicted model, not a curated record. Gene Ontology annotation, molecular function: actin filament binding. Gene Ontology annotation, cellular component: focal adhesion. The transcript is spliced from 8 exons.
CAUCGGUAUAUUAAUUGAAAUGCCUGCAUGCGAAGAAGAGGACGGUUCGUGUCCCGGUUGCUCAUCAUAGCCUGUACUUUACUUCUGAACACUUAUUUUAUUACUUACUUUUUCAAUUAGUAUUUUUGUUUGUUUUUUGGUGUUAAGAAUCCCUGCGCCAUCAUGAAUCCGCCCUGUGGAAGAUGCAAUAAACCAGUUUACCCAACAGAAAAAAUUAAUUGCCUUGAUAAGUAUUGGCACAAAGGUUGUUUCAGCUGCGAGGUCUGCAAGAUGGCCCUGAGCAUGACGACCUACAAAGGCUUUGAGAAGAAACCUUACUGCAGUAUGCAUUACCCCAAAACCUCCUUCACCAUUGUGGCCGACACUCCAGAGAAUCUGCGUCUCAAGCAACAGAGCAUGCUCAACAGCCAGGCGCUCUAUAAGGAGGACUUUGAAAAGAACAAGGGCAAAGGUUUCAGCGUGGUAGCCGACACUCCGGAGAUGCAGAGAGUGAAGAAGACUCAAGACCAGAUCAGUCACGCUCUUUACAAGGAGGACUUUGAAAAGAACAAGGGGAAAGGUUUCAGCGUGGUGGUCGACACUCCGGAGAUGCAGAGACUGAAGAAGACGCAAGAUCAGAUCAGUAACAUAAAGUACCAUGAAGACUUUGAGAAGAGCAGGAUUCGAAGUGACGCACCUCCUCCUGAGAAUAGACAAGACUAUGAGGAACAACCCAGCAACCCUGAGAGAUUCAGUCAGCCGCCAGUCGGACAAACGUGUCCUGCUGCGGUAGCACCACCUAGUGGAGGGAAACGUUACCAGGCUGUGUACAGCUACACAGCAGCAGAUGCAGAUGAAGUUUCUCUGCAGGAAGGCGAUCUGAUCUUAAACGUGGAGCAGAUAGACGAAGGGUGGAUGUUCGGGUGCAACCAGCGCACGGGGCAGCGCGGCAUGCUUCCUGCUAACUACGUCCGACCCGUGUAAAGCUACCAGACACCCCUUCAGCAUGAGAUGCCCCUUGUUUCUGCUGUGACCAUCAACUAUCAGGCCUAAACUCAAAAUCAACUCGUAGAAAUGAAAAAAAAGAAUCAAUCUCAACUCUCCUUUUUUCAAUUGGAGGUUAAAAAGUGAUGGUAGUGUCCGAUGGGUUCUCAAAAAAUUUGAUUAGUUGGAAUGACAUUUCCCUUUAGGGAAAACGGUGAUAGUAAAGUUUGAUGUAUCUGUAACUGAAACUCACGGAAGAGUAAGGGGGAAAAUAUUCACAAAUGAAAAGAAACAUUGGUAAAUAAAGCUAACGAUAAAACAAAAAAAAAAGCAUUUUCUUCUUAGGAAACAUUUACCUUUUUAUGUAUGUGUCCUUCAGCUUUAAAGUUUAAAUGCAUUCAAAGUGUCAAGUCAUGAAAUGUUCUGCAUUUGAAUAACUCAUUCCAUUAUCUUCUAAAACACAUUUAGAGAAAGAAUAUCGUCAUCAUUUAGGCCGAUUUGUAUUGAAAGUUAAAUACAUAAUUUGCAAUCCUUUUUUAAAGAAUAAAGAAUAGUUUUGCGGCA